Messenger RNA from Mytilus trossulus (common blue mussel), 1072 nucleotides. Its product is annotated as transmembrane protein 65-like. The transcript is spliced from 8 exons. Gene Ontology annotation, cellular component: mitochondrion. Lineage: Eukaryota; Metazoa; Mollusca; Bivalvia; Mytilida; Mytilidae. The record is from RefSeq and is a predicted model, not a curated record. Bases 140 to 862 code for a protein of 240 amino acids.
CUGUGCACUCGUGAAGGGAAAUAACUCUACUUUCACAUUGCCACAUUGCGAAUGACAACAGAACAAGGAUAGGUUAAAAUCAAUAUUUUCUUGAGGCUCUACGAUAAUGGUUUUCUUUCGUUGAAAGGUAAAAGACACUAUGGCUGCUGCGACUUUGAAACUCCAGCGUGGAGUUUGUUUCAUGUGCAAAAGUUUACAGAGUAAAGUUCAUGUAAUAAAAACUACUUCAACAAGAGGAACACACAAAUACACACAUGUGUCUAUUUCAAAAUCUUACAAUAAAUACAGCUCUGUUUAUAGAGAUUUACAUGGAACUGUUGAUGAUCAAACUAUAGCAAAAGACUUUGUAUAUGCCUUAAAGCCAAUGGAAAGAAAUCUGCUACUUUCAGAAUUACAGAAUUUUGAUUUGUUAAGGAAAACAGAAGGUUGUGAAAUGAAAAUGUUAGAUUCAUCUGGUACAACAUGUACACCUCCAACAGCUGAUCAGCUCAAAAGAGUUUUCAUUCAUAAUGCAUUGCCUUUUAUUGGAUUUGGUUUCCUUGACAACUUCUUGAUGAUUACAGCGGGUGAAUACAUAGAUGUUACUUUUGGUGCUCUUCUUGGCAUAUCAACAAUGGCAGCUGCUGCAUUAGGUAAUCUGCUGUCAGAUGUUUGUGGUGUUGGGUCAGCCCAUUAUAUAGAGGUUCUCUGUAGUAAAUUUGGUGUAAGAGGUCCUGCAUUGAAACCUGACCAAGUAGAUAUGAAACAGACACGAUAUUCAUCCAACACGGGUAAAGCAGUUGGUGUAUCGAUUGGCUGUUUCUUAGGAAUGUUUCCUCUCUUAUUUUAUGGUCGUGCUAAAGAUAAGGAAGAAACCAGUUAACAGUGUUCAACCUAAUUAAUGAAUUGUAAUAGUGAAAAACCUUUAUAACUGCCUUAACCACUCAUAUGUUUGUUAGAUUAUACUGAGCUGCCGGUGGCAUUAUAUUAGCAUAGCCAAUGAUAUUAAGUCAUUUUUUCAUCUCUUUUUCAUUUUUCAUUUCUGCCCUGGUACAUAUUUUGCAAUUAUUUAAAAGAUUUUUCCUUCAUUUAA